GAUAUCUCCUUACAGGCCCUCUCCAAUUACUCUCCUAUUUCUCCCAUAUCCAUAUUCUCAUCAAAUAGUAUAAUUCUUCCCUUGAGCUAAUGAAAUCCUUCUUAAAACUUCAAAUUCAUCACUAAAAUUAUAACUACUCUAGUCUCUAACUAAGCAUGUUGCAGCAAUUCACUAAUUUUAGUGGCGCCUCAAUCAAGUUUGUCUCUCUCCUCUCUAAAUUUUCUUUCUUUGUUAUUUAUCAGUUGUUGUAGUUUUAAUUUCAUGGCUUCUCUUCAAAAUUCAUUUCACUUGUUUAAUAACCCAUUAAAAUCUUAUAAACAUAGUUACCCAUUUCGUAAAAUCCCACAAAUUUCAUGUAAAUUGUCCAAAAACUUACAAGAUGAUGAUGAGAACAAAAAGAGCAAUGAUAAUAGAUUAGAACUGCUUAAAUUGUCUGUCACUCUAACAGUGAUAUCAACUGCGCUGCCACAACCAGCAGUGGCAGCAAAAGUUGCUGAAAAGAAGCGUAGUGCUAAGAAAACAACACAACUUUGGACCCCACAACAGUUGAAAUCAUGGUCACAAGGUUUGCCUGUAGUUAGGGAUAGGUUACCCUAUACUGAUGUAUUGAAUUUGAUGGAGGAGGGUAAGCUUAAGCAUAUAGUUAAGCCUCCGAAUGCGGCGUUGAGGCGAAAAGCUGAGUGGGUUUUGGUUGUGUUGGAUGAUACUAGGGUUUUAAGGACUGUGUUACCCUCUUUUGAGGGUAAUCCUAAGUUUUGGGAUAGAUGGGAUGAAUUGAGUAUUGGAUCCUUUUGUGUUAAUGCAUAUAGUCCGCCGGUUAAGAAUCCAGAUCUUCCUACCCCGUAUAUGGGUUUCUUGUCGAGGAUACCCAUUCAGGUGGCUUCUUCGUUUUUUAAAUCGAAGCCUCAAUCAAAGAAGGCUUUAGAGUUGAAGAAGAUGAGGGAGGAGUUGAAGAGGCAGAGGGAAGAGGAUUUGAAGAACAUGAGGGAGAAUAGGGAGAUAAUGGAGAAGGCGAUGAAACAGCAGAAAAGGAUGCAGGACAGAGAAAAGAGAAGGGAGUUGCAGAAGAUUAAUUAUGAAAAGUCUUUGCUUCAGGCGAGGGACAAUUAUGAGUAUAUGGGAUCUGUUUGGAAUACUUUGGCUAAGGACUCCAAUGUGACUACUUGCAUUGGGCUUGUGUUCUUUAUCUUAUUCUACCGAACGGUUGUUCUUGGGUAUAAACGGCAGAGGAAGGAUUAUGAGGAUAGACUGAAGAUUGAAAAAGCUGAUGCUGAGGAAAGGAAAAAGAUGAGGGAGCUAGAGUGGACAAUGCAAGGAAGGGAAGGUGAAGAAGAUGAACAAGAGGUGGAGGGUGGUGAAAAGACUCCUUACAUGAAGAUGGCUUCGCAGUUCAUGAAGUCUGGUGCUCGCGUUCGUCGAGCACGCCACCAAAGACCGCCUCAAUUUUUGGAGAGAGAUGUGGAUGUGAAGUUUGCAGAUGUUGCUGGGCUUGGUAAAAUACGACUUGAGCUGGAAGAGAUUGUUAAAUUUUUCACACAUGCAGAAAUGUAUCGCAGAAGAGGAGUGAAGAUACCAGGUGGAAUUCUUCUCUGUGGACCUCCUGGAGUUGGGAAGACACUGUUAGCGAAAGCUGUGGCUGGUGAAGCUGGUGUAAACUUCUUUUCUAUUUCUGCUUCUCAAUUUGUGGAGAUAUAUGUUGGUGUUGGUGCUUCUCGUGUGCGAGCACUUUACCAAGAAGCAAAAGAUAAUGCUCCAUCUGUUGUCUUCAUUGAUGAAUUGGAUGCUGUUGGGAGGGAGCGUGGCCUCAUAAAGGGUUCAGGUGGACAAGAACGUGAUGCUACAUUAAAUCAGCUCCUUGUGUCCUUGGAUGGGUUUGAAGGUAAAGGGGAAGUGAUAACUAUUGCUUCAACCAAUAGACCAGACAUUUUAGAUCCAGCACUUGUCAGGCCGGGUAGGUUUGACAGGAAGAUACAUAUACCUAACCCUAGCCUUCAAGGGCGUAUCGAAAUUCUGAAGGUUCAUGCUCGCAAGAAACCUAUGGCUGAGGAUGUUGACUAUAUGGCUGUUGCUAGUAUGACUGAUGGUAUGGUAGGGGCAGAGCUUGCAAAUAUCAUUGAGGUUGCUGCUAUCACUAUGUUACGUGAUAACAGAAGUGAGAUAACAACAGAUGACUUAUUACAAGCUGCUCAGUUGGAAGAAAGAGGAAUGCUUGACAGGAAGGAGAGGAGUCUUGAAAUGUGGAAGCGAAUAGCUCUUAAUGAAGCAGCACAAGCUGUAGCAGCUGUGAACUUUCCUGAUCUUAGAAAUAUAGAAUUUCUGAAUAUUGCUCCGAGGGCUGGUAGGGAACUCGGUUAUGUUCGUUCUAAAUUGGAUCCUAUCAAAUAUAAGGAAGGAAUGCUAAGCCGGCAGUCCCUUUUGGAUCAUAUUUCAGUUCAGCUAGCAUCUCGAGCAGCUGAUGAGCUAUGGUAUGGUGAAGACCAGUUGAGCACGAUAUGGGCUGAAACAGCUGAUAAUGCUCGAUCGGCAGCUCGAAGUUUUGUUCUUGGUGGCCUAUCUGAGAAACAUCAUGGUUUAAACAACUUCUGGACUGCUGAGAAAAUUGAUGAUAUCGAUCUGGAGGCUCAAAGGAUUGUCAACCUGUGUUAUGAACGUGUGAAAAAGAUAUUGCAACAAAAUCGGAAGCUUGUGGAUAUUUUGGUUGAAGAAUUACUGAAGAAGAAAACUUUGUUGAAGAAAGAAUUGUUUGACCUGGUUGAGAUGCAUGGGUGUUUUGAACCUGAUCCUCCGAGUAUUCUUGACAUCAGAGCUGAGAAACGUAAGCAGUUCCAACAAGUGGUAACGAAUCAGAAAGCUGUUAUUGCAAGCAAUGUUUAAGCGAAAAAUUCAGUGGAUCUUCUGUCUCCUUUCAGCCCGUUUAACAGCCUCCCACCCCUCACCCUUCCCUCUCUUGGCAGGAUUUAGAGGGUAAGGAGGUGAUGUCAAAGUGUCGUCUCUUGCUAGUUUGCUUGAGCAUAGAAUAUUAGCAUUUGAUGGUUGGACUCGUUCAGAUUGAUGGAGAAUGCUUGUUCGCUUAACCUAUAUCUCAUUGGUUCCAUAGUCGUGGAGCAGAAGUCAUAAUGCACCAACUUUUACUGCAGCUUUGGUUGAGUACGUUUGUCUUGUUCCUAGCUCAGCCUCAAACUCGUGGAAUUCUGGUCAUAUAGAAGAUAGAUACGGCCGCAGAAGAGACAACGCCACAUCUUCCAGUACGCUGAUGUUUACCUUUUGUAUAUGAAAUUGUUAGAGCUCUUUAGCUUCACCCCUGUGGAAACAUAUUGAGGGUUCUUUCCUCUUGUUGCUAGGUUUCCAUUGUUGUAAACUCUAGCACAAUCAUAGAAAUCCAACUGAAUUCUUUUUCCUCUGUAAGACCAGUUCCGAUGUCUUCAAUUCAGUUUCGAAGUUUAUCUCA
This is a messenger RNA of Beta vulgaris subsp. vulgaris (sugar beet), 3448 nucleotides long. RefSeq names its product probable inactive ATP-dependent zinc metalloprotease FTSHI 2, chloroplastic. Gene Ontology annotation, biological process: proteolysis. Gene Ontology annotation, molecular function: metalloendopeptidase activity; ATP-dependent peptidase activity; ATP hydrolysis activity. The transcript has 12 exons. The record is from RefSeq and is a predicted model, not a curated record. The coding region runs from base 262 to 2874 and encodes 870 amino acids. NCBI's taxonomy places the organism in Eukaryota, Viridiplantae, Streptophyta, Magnoliopsida, Caryophyllales, Amaranthaceae. Gene Ontology annotation, cellular component: chloroplast thylakoid.